Molecule: messenger RNA, 2670 nt
Organism: Adineta ricciae
Lineage: Eukaryota; Metazoa; Rotifera; Eurotatoria; Adinetida; Adinetidae
Source: the annotation of a GenBank genome assembly
AUGCUUCGAAUCAAAAGUAUUUUACUGGGAGGAAAUAAUGUUUCUGUUCAAGACAAAUUUGUUCCUUUGAAAGAAGUUCAUAUUGAAGGCAAGAUUCAUUCAUUUGCAGCUGAUGUAACAAUUAAACAAAUCUUUCGAAAUGAUGAAAACAAUCCAAUCGAAGCUGUUUAUUGUUUUCCAAUUGAAGAACAAGCUGCAGUUUACAAAUUCAUUGCACAAAUUGAUGAUCGACAGAUAGAAGCUGAAUUAAAAGAAAAAAAACAAGCACAACAAGACUACAAUAAUGCUCUUCAACAAGGACGUGGUGCAUAUCUACUCGAACAAAAUGAACAAUCACAAGAUAAUUUCAUUGUUAAUAUCGGUGCACUUUUACCUGGCAAAGAAUGUCAUAUAACAAUCUCAUAUGUUACUGAAUUAAAUCUGAUUGAUAACGGAAACAAAAUUCAUUUUGUUAUUCCAACAACAAUUGCACCACGAUACAAUCCAUCACAAGGUGGAAUUUCAUCACCAGCUCGAACAAAUUCUGAAUAUGUACAAACAACACCAUAUACAAUUGAUUUUCAAUGUCAAAUUGAUAAAACAAAUGUAUCAAGUGUUAGUUCAACAUCACAUCCCAUUCAAAUUGAAUUUAAUCAACAAGAUUAUUAUCUGGUUAAAUUCAGCCAAAAUGAAACACAUCUCGAUCGAGAUAUUCUUCUUGAUAUUCAUUUGAAUAAACAACGAUCAAAUACAAUUUUAGCAAUCGAAUCAAAUGCUUUGAUGAUUUCCUUUACACCAAAUGAACAAGAUUGUCAACGUGCAAUGAAUAAUGUCGAAGUUACAAAUGAAUUUGUAUUUAUUGUUGAUUGUAGUGGAUCAAUGCAAGAUGAGAAUAAAAUUGGUUAUGCUCGACAAUCAAUGGUACUUUUUCUUAAAAGUCUCCCAUUAAAUUCACAUUUUAAUAUUAUUCGAUUUGGAUCGAGUUACAAACCAUUAUUUGAUCAAGCAACUGAUCUUUAUAAUGAAGAGAAUUCGAAAAAAGCUGAGCAAUUGGUUAAUAAUAUGCAAGCUGAUUUAGGUGGAACAGAAUUGUUAAAUCCAAUGAAAUGGCUUGAAGAACAUCCAGCACAAGAAGGUCGUUCUAGACAAAUAUUUCUUUUAACCGAUGGUGAAAUUUCCAAUGUUGAUGAAGUUUUGAAUUUAUGUCGAUCGAUGUCGAAAUCAUCGCGAAUAUUCUCAUUUGGUUUAGGUCAAUCACCAAGUCGUUCAUUAGUUAAAGGUUUAGCACGUUCAACCAACGGUCGUUUUUGUUUUAUUCCACCAUCAACGAAAGUUGAUACAUAUGUUGGACAACAAUUAGAAAAAGCUCUUCAACCAUCGAUAACAAACCUUGAAAUCAAAUGGAAUUUACCCAUCGAAAUCGCGACUGCACCAAAAGUUCUUCCACCCGUUUAUGCAAAUGAUCGCUUAAUUAUUUAUGGAUUAAUCAAUGAUCCAACAAUUGUAUUUGAUCAUCAGAUUCGAAUUGAAUUAUUUAAUAACCAACAAAAAUUAAGUGAAGCAACAAUAACUCAAAUUCCGGCGAUUAUUCAAAAUCAAACAAUAAGUCGUUUAGCUGGAAAAGCUUUGAUACUCGAAUUGCAACACUCUAAAUUACCAUCAAUCCCAAAAGGAUCAAGACAAACAAGAUUUCGAGAAUUAAAUCAACAAUCAAUUGACAAACAACAGGAGGAACAGAGAGAACGUAUUAUCAAUUUAUCAUUAAAAUAUCAAAUUCUUAGUCCUCAUACUUCAUUUAUUGGAAUUGAAAAACGUUUAAACGGAAAUAAUGAACAAAUGGUUUUACGCGAAGUUCCAAUUCAAAUUUCAGCUGAUGAUCAACAUUUAGUUCAACCAGCUCCAACAAACGGUGCGUUUAUGCAAUGCGCAAGUUCUAUGCGUUCACCCUUAUCACAUAUGUUCGCCAGCAUGGCUUCUCAUAAAGAUCGCUCCGAUAGGAGAGGUCGGCAUAAAAAACCUAUUUCAAACUACCUUGGUUGUUAUUCAUCACGUGAUAUUUCCUUGCAUUGCGCUAAGCAAAUAGCGUGCAUGUACGAUGCAUUUGAAAUAGACGAGUCCAGAAAAGUCUUUCUAGACGAUGACGAAGAGUCCGAAGAAAAAUUUCCAAACGAUGACGAAAACAUUGUUCGUUAUUUAAUCGAUAAACAAAAUUUCGAUGGCCUUUGGAAUUUGGAUUCAGAAAUCAUUGAAAAAUUAACUGGAAAACCAUUAAAACAAUUUCAAUAUUCUCUCGAUGACAAAUUAAUUGUUUCAANCGAUGCAUUUGAAAUAGACGAGUCCAGAAAAGUCUUUCUAGACGAUGACGAAGAGUCCGAAGAAAAAUUUCCAAACGAUGACGAAAACAUUGUUCGUUAUUUAAUCGAUAAACAAAAUUUCGAUGGCCUUUGGAAUUUGGAUUCAGAAAUCAUUGAAAAAUUAACUGGAAAACCAUUAAAACAAUUUCAAUAUUCUCUCGAUGACAAAUUAAUUGUUUCAAUUAUAAUUGUCAUUUUAUUGGAAACUCGUUUUUCAUCAUAUUCAUCAAUGUGUCAUGGAAUGAUACAAAAAUCCAAGAAACAAAUUCUCAAUUUAUUGAACAAAGAUCAAAAUCACUUUGAAUCUCUAUUUCAACAAAUUCAAAAACAACUUUAA